Molecule: messenger RNA, 1286 nt
Organism: Aspergillus campestris IBT 28561
Lineage: Eukaryota; Fungi; Ascomycota; Eurotiomycetes; Eurotiales; Aspergillaceae
Product: SDR family oxidoreductase
Exons: 1
Coding region: 261-1214 (317 amino acids)
Source: RefSeq, a predicted model, not a curated record
CAACAGCUGUCUCCCAUGAAGAAGACAAGAUCGAGAAUACAAUAACUAACUUGUCUCCAUCUCCUUUCCUUGUUUAUUUCCCUCUGGGUAACAACGGGUCAAGUCCGGUGGGGAAGCUGGACCUCGGACUUGAUGCGAGCCCCACCCCCGACAUGACGAUAGAAUAACAGGGUCAACAUCAGGUCCGACUUCUUUUAAACCACUCUUCUCCAUCUCCAAUCCAAACCACUUCCCCAUCCUCAUACUGUAUCCUCUACAACAUGCAGAUUCUCAUCACCGGCGCAGCCGGUUUCAUCGGCCAACUCCUCGCCAAAGAACUCCUCAACGACCCCUCCCACAUCGUGACCUUAACCGACAUCAACGAACCCCCCAUCCCCAAAGGCGCCAAACACCCCCAAAAUGCACGCACCGUGACCGCCGACCUUCUCAAAGAUGCCCAAUCCGUCGUGACGGAAUCCCUCGACGCCGUGUACGCCUUCCACGGCAUCAUGUCCUCCGGCUCCGAAGCCAACUUCGACCUCGGCAUGAGCGUCAACGUCGACGCGACCCGCAAUCUGCUCGAAGUCCUCCGCAAAACCUGCCCCGGCGUGCGCGUGAUCUACUCCUCCAGCCAGGCCGUCUUCGGCCAGCCCCUUCCGAAAGUGGUGGACAGCACCGUGAUCCCCACGCCCCAGUCGUCCUACGGCGCGGAGAAGAUCAUCGGCGAGACCCUCGUCAACGAGUACACGCGCCGCGGCUUCAUCACGGGCUUCACGCUUCGCUUCCCGACGAUCUCCGUUAGACCUGGGCUGCCCACUGCCGCUGCGUCAUCGUUCCUGUCGGGGAUGAUCCGCGAGCCGCUCAAUGGGCAGGAGUGUGUCAUUCCGCUGGAGGAUCGGUCGUUCGAGUCAUGGAUCUGCUCGCCCCGGACUCUGGUCCACAAUCUGAUCGUCACGCUUUCGUUGCCACCUGACUCCAUUCCUCCGCAUAUCCGCCAGAUCAGCGUUCCGGGGAUCUGCGUGACGAUACAGCAGAUGAUGGAUGCGUUGGAGGCGGUCGGAGGGAAGGACAAGCUGGCUUUGCUGAAGGAGAAGGAAGACCCUGUUCUCCGGCCGAUCUUGGAUUCGUGGCCUACUCGUGUGAACAAUGAACUAGCCAUGUCGUUGGGGUUCAAGCGCGAUGAGUCUUUUGAGCAGGCGGUCCGGGACUAUCAGUUGGAGUUGACUCAACAAUGAGGAUUGCGUCUGGAGGUUGGUUGAGUCGUAUACAAGCUGUACAUAUGUCUGUAGUCUCGGGACGGUCUAUUG